Letharia lupina is the source of this 1392-nucleotide messenger RNA. RefSeq lists its product as uncharacterized. Gene Ontology annotation, molecular function: protein binding. Gene Ontology annotation, cellular component: Cul4-RING E3 ubiquitin ligase complex. The record is from RefSeq and is a predicted model, not a curated record. Bases 1 to 1392 code for a protein of 463 amino acids. The transcript is spliced from 2 exons. Lineage: Eukaryota; Fungi; Ascomycota; Lecanoromycetes; Lecanorales; Parmeliaceae.
AUGCCGCCUGCACUCCCAGGCUUCUACUAUGACGCCGAGAAGAAAAGGUAUUUCAAGAUCCAACCCAAUCAUGUUGCAGCACAUGGAUCAGCGAGUAAGUACUCGAAGGCGACCCUGGAGAAGGAAGCCGAGGAGCAGCGCGAGCAGAAGCGGAGGAAAUUGUUUGAACAAAGGGAGACGAAGAUGAAAGUGAAGCGGUCAAAGGUGCUAGAGAGUCCACUCGGUGGGGGAUGGGGUGUUACGAGGGAGCUCGGCGUGACGAAACUUGACCGCAGUACCAUCAUGAGAGCCUGGGCGCAGGGUCUGCACAGAAUGGAAGUCUUGAAUUUCCGUCGCCCCGAUGGUGGCUCUGGAACAUUCGUGUACGAUACGGCCAUGGGGGUUCUUACGCAUGCUGAGGCGCUCCGUGGCAAUGGAGCCGAUGCUUUAUUUAUCGUGUUCGUGGACAUCUCGAUUGUGACUUUGGGGACAAUUGGUGUAUCGUCAAUCGACAAACAUGAUUCGAUCUACUUAUGCUCCAACAGGACGACGACCAUGGGCGGCAGCCAACCAGCUUGCGUUCACCUAACCAAACUCAUCCAGCCGGAACAAUGGAGGGCGCGGUACCAGGGCUAUACAAGGACUCGAUCACAUGAACGACAUAAUGAUCCGCUGUCGUACACAAGCGAUGUCUCUACCACCAUCCGCCCCCAAACGAAUACUACGUUCUGGGCUUCCUCUUCCCGCCCUGACCCCACGAUUUCUGAUUUUGCCAUCGCCACAACGUGCGGUACUGUAAUUGUUGCGGAAUCUCAAUCUUCGUGGACAUUUGAUCGAAUCCAGACCUUCAAGUACGAGGACCCUGACGCCAGCCCCGAGGUGCUGGCUGUUGACUGGCUCGACACGAAUGUCCUACUCAACGGAUGUCGAGACGGUACAGUGAGAUUAUGGGAUGCGCGGACUUGUGGCGCCAGUGGGACGAGUUGGAGAGUGAAGCAUCAGAGUUGCAUCAAUCACGUCAGGAGGCUCGACGCGAAUAGGAUCGUAGCUGCUGGGUUGGAGAGGCAGAUGGCGGCUUACGAUUUACGUUACAUACGACCCAAGAGCGAUCUCGCCAAUGGUGUCACGAGACCUUACGUGGAGUUCCCAGGGUACAGCAAUAAAGAGCUCAAUGGCAUCGGGGUCGGAUUUGACGUUUGUGGGAAUCUUGUUGCGGCGGGUACGGAUGAGGGAGGGGUGCAGAUUUUUGAUGGGGCGAGUGGGCGAGAGGUGACGGUGGGCAUGGGAGGGGAUAUGGGCAAGGAUUUAGGAGGGCCGGCGAGCUGUUUGAGAUUCGUGGACACAGAGCAACGGAGGGAUGGGAGAAGAUUGUUUGUGGAAGGUGCGAGAGGGAUUGAGCAGUGGACUUGGUGA